Molecule: messenger RNA, 1736 nt
Organism: Melanotaenia boesemani (Boeseman's rainbowfish)
Lineage: Eukaryota; Metazoa; Chordata; Actinopteri; Atheriniformes; Melanotaeniidae
Exons: 4
Coding region: 330-1040 (236 amino acids)
Source: RefSeq, a predicted model, not a curated record
AACAUCCGUAGCCUCUUGAUCCCCAACCAUCUGACUGCCUCUGAACUAAUCUGUUGGGAUGAUGCGAUGACACAAUGUUCAGUUUUUAAUCCACACUUACAUUGCUCACUGCAACUGUGAUUGCUGUGGCCACGCCUAAUACUGUCAAUAUGCUUUGAAGAUCAUUUCUCCAACUGCCACCGUUCCUGUUUUAUUGUUUGUUUGUUUUUCCAAACCUGCCUUCUUAUUUAGGUGGAUUUAUAUUUAAACAGUGGAAGAAAAGGUUUCUAAGUCUGACGGCUGAAGGAAGCCUCCUUGUGUGCCAUGAUGCAUUAUCACCCCCUGACCAGAUGGUACAGUUGCAAAGCAGUUGUGAAGCAAUUGUGGAAGGCAAAGAGAUCCUGGAUCUGCCCAAAUUACCGUCCGGUGCAUGCAAGAAUUGCUGCUUUGCUCUGAUCCUACACCAGAAUAAAUACCUGUUGUUGCUGGCUGAAACCCCUGCAGACUGCAGUCAAUGGCUGAAUAUGCUGAAGAAAGUGAAACAGAGUCUUUCAUCACCCCUCACCCUGUGUAAGCGGCAUCAUGUGCCACCAUCACACAUUAUACUCCGAGAUCUGGUGCCUGAGCAAAUUCUGGAAAAAGAUCCACCAACUCCACCUGUCAGUGACACAGAGUCAUCCUCCCCGGGGCCUACAGCCCGUGCUUCCCCAAGGGAGAAAUGCAGGAACUCUCCCCGAACAAAGAAUUACAGAGGAGGUGCACAGUCAGUGGGAUGCCUGCGUCAUGGUACUAUCAAUAAUGCCCAAGCGAUGAGGGCGGUUUAUCUGCUGAUGGGUGGGGCUGCUGCUUCCUCUGCCAUGGGUUACCUGGGAGCAUGCUCAUCCUCUAAUCUGGAAGUCAAAGCUGACCUGCCACUCAAACUGGAUUUUUCUGGCACAGGGCAGUCAGAAGCAUACCAUCUUGGAAGCGCUGCACUCGACACUCCUCAUUUUAACAGCUUUGACUUUGAAGUGUCUGACUCUGAUUUUGAUGCUUUUGAUUGCGGUGGAUUUACUUUCUAAUGAUGUUCUGCCUGGAGGGUUUCAGUGCAGGCAGCAUGUUUCCACAUGAUUUUUCAAACCGACAGAACAAAGACAAGCUUUUCAUUUGAACUGUUUGUUGUUCAUGAAAAGGUUGCUAGCCCACAAAAGCAGAUAUGAUGGGAUUGAAGGGAACAACUGUGAAAGCAAGAAUCGAAUUUGAGGAUCUCUGCAGAUUUAAAUGACUAUUCUGGUGUAUCACAGCUAGAAAGCUUUUUCAUCAUCAGUUUGCUUUUGUGUUAUUGUAUAUCAUUAUAUUGUAAAAAUGCUCAUUGCAGCAGCUUUUAAAAGACAAGUGAUACCUAUUCUAUCACUGCAUUACUGUUUAUUUUUAUUCAUCAUUUAAACUGAGGUUUUCUCUAUGGUGAGAUUAAAGUUAUUGCAAUUCUAUGUUGUCUAUUUUAUUAGUAACAACAUUCUUAGCUUGAUAACAGCUUCCAUUUUUAUCAAAAUAUGUAAGGUCACACCUUCAAUCCUACUUGAAAAAAAUGGCAAUGUGUUGCACACACACAGGCAAUACAUAAUGCAUGAUAGUAUAGUAUAUGUUAUGGCAAAUUGCAUAAUGACCGGACUCUGACUGGAGACCAACAAACCACUGGGCUCCUUUAAAGUUAUCUUUUCUGUGCAUGUGACUGCGACCCUUCCAGACAUGUUACUUAAGAAACAAAUGAACGUCUU